CAUUCGUUCAUUCAAUUCCAUUCAUUAUUUGUUUGUCGUUGAUGGUGAAUUUCAUGUUUAUUUUUUGUAAACUUUGGAUAGAUAUUCUUAGUACAAUUUCAUCCUAGGAAUUGUAUAAAAAUUAUGUUAAAACAUGGAUGCCAUGUUUGAUAUCUGUUAUCUAGCAAGCACUGACGGUAACAAUGUUGAACCAGAUGAUAUUCCAAAGACAAAGGAAAGUGUAUGGAUCCUGGGGAAAAAAUAUAGUGCUAUCCAGGAUUUAGACCGUAUCAGACGCGAUAUUACAUCAAUAAUCUGGUGUACAUAUAGGAAAGGAUUCAUUCCUAUAGGAGAUGAAGGUCUCACCUCAGACAAGGGUUGGGGGUGCAUGCUCCGAUGUGGGCAGAUGGUGCUGGGAGUGGCACUUGUUAGGAUACAUUUAUCUGCAGACUGGGUUUGGACACCGGAAACAAGAGAUCCAACAUAUUUAAAAAUAGUACAAAGAUUUGAGGAAAGAAAACAAGCACCAUAUUCCAUCCAUCAAGUGGCAUUGAUGGGCGCAUCGGAAGGAAAGGAGGUGGGCCAGUGGUUUGGCCCCAAUACUGUUGCACAAGUUCUAAAAAAAUUGGUUGUAUAUGACAAAUGGAGUUCCCUAGUGAUACAUGUUGCGUUGGACAACACUGUAGUCAAAGAAGAUAUUUUACAGCAAUGCAGCAUGCACAAUGACAGAGGCGACUCUUCCACGGCAACAGACAUUGCAGUCACUGACUGGAUGCCGCUACUGUUGAUCGUACCACUGAGACUUGGUUUAAGUGAAAUUAAUCCUGUGUAUGUAAAUGGACUGAAGAUAUGUUUUAAGUCGGCGCAAUCAAUUGGAGUGAUAGGUGGUAAGCCGAAUCAAGCUCUGUACCUGAUAGGGUGUGUUGAAGACGAAGUCAUAUACUUGGAUCCUCACACAACUCAAAGAUCUGGAUUAGUAGAGAAUAAACUAACAGACGAACAGAAAGAAAUGGAUUGCACGUAUCACUGUAGAUUCGCAUCUCGGAUACCAAUGCUUGCAAUGGAUCCGUCGGUGGCUGUGUGCUUCCUGUGCCGAACCAGAAGUGACUUCUACGAAUUAUGCAAUACAAUAGAAAAGGAUUUGAUGAAAGAAACCCAACCAUUAUUCGAAAUAUGCGAGAAACGACCUUCCCACUGGGGUCCCAGCACGGCUGAUAUUGAUUUACAGAACACGUCUCUUUUUACAGAAUUCGAAGAUGUAGAUAGACAAUUCGACGACUCAGACGACGAGUUUGAAAUUCUGUAGCACUUCCAUGAUGAUAUUGUAUCCAUCACAAACGUGUUUAUUGUAGAUAGAAUUUAAUAUAUGAAAAUAUAAAGCUAUUAUAAUCGUACUUAUGUAUUGGUUGGCAAUGUCAACGCAUUGCAAAUGAAUUUUCAAAAUCAUUAUUGAGUGGUGAAUUCGUUUUGUAUAUCGCGAUAGUUCAUAUAAAUAAACAGAGCUGUUAUAUAGACUGGAUUAGAAUAAAACGGUAAAUUUAUAUUUUGCAGUGCCUUUACAAGUAACUGAAUUUUAAAGGGGCCGUUGCCUGUGGCUUCGUUUUGUCCUUAUGUUUUUGUGUACAAAGAUAAUUUUCAUGGACAUGAUAAGAAAAUUCACUUGAUCAAACGUGAUUCCAUAUUGCAAGUCAUUGUAUUAUGAUAAUAUAUAGAAUCUGAUGUUACAUAAGGCCUGAAAUUGCAAUCCUAUGAAGGAUGUUUGUUUUGUUUGAUCAAUCGAGAAGUUAAAAGGCAACAAAGACUAACAUUUUUUAUAUUAAAAACAUGUGAUAUAUAUUAUUUAUUUGAUGUUACUAUAAUAUAUUUGGGGAAGAAAAAAUUAUCACGAAGAAGAUAUUUAGCAGUUUCUCCAUUAACUAUUGGCUUUGGAAUUUGAAUUAUAGGGGAGUUAUUGCUACUAAAACGAUGGAUAUUCGUUUCAUACGCAAAAUACAUCUUUUUUACAUCCUUGAUGGAGUAUUGAUUAACUCAUCCUUUAUUUUCGUUUAUAUUAUUAAUAACGUACAUUAAGAGGUUUUUAUUUUCUAGUCAAAUACUGGCAUACUGGAUAUUUUUUUUACAAAGAAUUUUCUUUUUAUUCAUCCUUACCGUAUAAUAUAUUUUUCGCAUUUUAUAUUCAUGCUAUUUAAUGUAUAUAAGUUGUAUAACGGAGCCAAUUAUUAUGCCAUUAGAUGUAAUUAGAUAUAUUGCUCUGUUGACCAUGAAGAUUGAAGUCAAUGAUUCGAAUUCUUUUAAACAUAAUUUUGGCCAUGUGCACUAGAAUGGUCUAAACGCCAUUACAAAAGGGUCUCAACAAAAAUUCCAUUUAAUUUAAACGUUUAAUGACUCUGUUGCCUUUUUAGAAUUACUGACAUUCAUUUCAUCUGAAAGGCAAGUGGAAAUGAAACUGUUCGAAUGUUUGUCACAGAUGAGUAGUAAAGGAAUGUGUGGCGCGCGAUCCACGACUAAUACAAUGGUUUACGUAUUAUAGUCAAGGGGCCUUUUUCCACCUACAAGGACAUAUCCAUCUUUUUGCAAUUACGGGAAACUUCGAUAACCGUAUAAGUAAGAGUAAGAAAAACCCCUACUUACUUAUACGGCUAUCAAAGCUUCGAUUAGAACAUCCGUAAUUGCAAAAAGAUGGGUUCCCACGUAGAUGGAACAAGGCCCCCACAGAACUUAUUUUCGAUGAAUUCACUAUAUUAUGAACGCAUAUUAUUACAUUUUAAGAUGUUAUUUUAAGUUAAUUUCUCACGACGAAAACAAAAUGUACAGACUAGAUAAUGCAUAAAAAUGUUUUCAAAUUGCAAGUUCGUUAGAGCUGCCAAAGAAGCAACUAUUUUUAAAUAAAAUUGAUAACAUAAA
Manduca sexta (tobacco hornworm) is the source of this 2883-nucleotide messenger RNA. RefSeq names its product cysteine protease ATG4B (gene Atg4a). Bases 134 to 1285 code for a protein of 383 amino acids. Lineage: Eukaryota; Metazoa; Arthropoda; Insecta; Lepidoptera; Sphingidae. The transcript is spliced from 9 exons. The record is from RefSeq and is a predicted model, not a curated record. Gene Ontology annotation, molecular function: protein-phosphatidylethanolamide deconjugating activity.